AUGUCACAGAUGUUUACCACCGACGAUGUCGCGUCGCACAACACGCCCGACUCCAUGUGGGUCAUCAUCGACCAGAGCGUGUACGAUGUGACAAAGUUUCAGGAAGAUCACCCAGGCGGGAAGAAAAUCUUGCAGAAAUUCGCAGGCAAGGAUGCGUCCAAGCAGUUCCGCAAAUUCCACAAGGAAGCCGAUAGUAUUUUGCUCGAAUACAAGGACGACUUGCACCUUGGCGGCAUCGAGGUCGGGGCAAGAGUCGAGUUGGCGCCGGUUGUGGAGCCUGUUCCGGAAGUGGCACAGCCUGUGGCGGCCAUCGCCUGA
Diaporthe amygdali is the source of this 318-nucleotide messenger RNA. RefSeq lists its product as uncharacterized. Bases 1 to 318 code for a protein of 105 amino acids. The transcript is spliced from 2 exons. Gene Ontology annotation, molecular function: heme binding. The record is from RefSeq and is a predicted model, not a curated record. Gene Ontology annotation, cellular component: intracellular membrane-bounded organelle; membrane. Lineage: Eukaryota; Fungi; Ascomycota; Sordariomycetes; Diaporthales; Diaporthaceae.